Messenger RNA from Ziziphus jujuba (common jujube), 633 nucleotides. RefSeq lists its product as uncharacterized. The record is from RefSeq and is a predicted model, not a curated record. The transcript has a single exon. NCBI's taxonomy places the organism in Eukaryota, Viridiplantae, Streptophyta, Magnoliopsida, Rosales, Rhamnaceae. Bases 1 to 633 code for a protein of 210 amino acids.
AUGAGUUUCAACAUCAAGUUCAUCGCCGUCGUCUCAAAGGUUUGGAAGAGGCUCGCCUUCACCUUCUUCUGUAUUUUCAUUGCCUUCGCCUGCACAGCAGUGCUCAUGCUAAUCCUCAUAAUCGCACCGGCAACAUUCUACACCAUGAUAAGCUCCAGAGCUGGAAUUAUAACUAUUUCCCUCGUGAUUUUGUUUGCCACGGUCUCCUACUUGGCGGGGUUCGUAUACCUGGUGUUAGUUUCCUCAUUGGCUAACGUGGUGUCAGUGUUAGAAGAAGCUGGAGGGUUUAAGGCCAUGAAAGAGAGCAAUCAGCUACUCAAGGGAAACUGGUGGGUGGCUGUCAUCAUGCUUUUCUGUCUGGCUAUUGUCUAUUAUGUCCUGCACUAUGCACUUGGGAAGCUGGUUAUGUAUGCAUGGUCUUUUGGGAUAGUGGCUGGGGCUGUUUCUGUCGCAAUAUCCUCAUUGUUGCCUACGGUGUUCAUAUUGAUUGAGUUAGUCAGCCAAACAGUUCUCUACUGCGUUUGCAAGUCUUACCACCAAGAGAAAGUUGAACUUGAUCAAGUUAAUGUUUCGGGUGGAUAUGCUCCUUUGAACACCGAGGAACUUCAUCAAGAGAAAUUUAGUCAUGUUUGA